AUGGCGUCCAAUUCCACCUCCGCAAUUCCCAUUGUCGACUUUACCCCCUUCUUAUAUCCUGCAUCUCCAACAUCUCGUCUCGAAACUGCAAAAGCCCUCGUCAAUGCUUGUCGUCAUUUCGGUUUUGUAUACAUCAUAAACCAUGAUAUCCCCUCCUCAUUACUCGAAGAAGCUUUCGCAAUGACGAAACAGCUUUUCGCUCUUUCACACGAGGCAAAAAUGCAAGCGCCGCAUCCACCCGGUCCAAGUGUCCAUAGAGGAUACUCGUAUCCGGGCUUGGAGAAAGUAUAUCAGGUUAUUAGUGAUAGUACUGAGUUGGGGGAGAAAAUGAGGGGAGUGAAGGAUUGUAAACUGCAACUACAAAAGACGCUCACCCAAAUCGGCUUUGGUCAAGGUGAACUAACAGCAUCCUCACAGGAAAGUUAUGAAAUCGGCUCCGAGAAAAAUCCCUCCCAGCCAAACAUCUGGCUUCCCGAAUCCACACUCCCAAAUUUCCACUGCUUCAUGCAAUCCUUCUACCACCGUCUCUCUACUACAGCUCAAACAAUUCUCCUAGCCCUAGGUACAGGACUAGAGCUUCAAACUCCCUCCUUACUCGCGGAUUUCCAUUCCGGGCAUACUAACCAACUACGACUCCUUCACUAUCCUCCCAUUCCCGCCUCUGAAAUCGAAACCGGACUUGCGGUAAGACUACCAGCCCACACCGAUUUUGGAAGUAUCACCAUGGUAUUUCAAGACGAGUGCGGAGGAUUGGAAAUCGAGCACCCGAAGAAACCUGGUGAAUUCAUCAGGGCAGAUCCGGUUCCGAAUGCUAUUGUAAUGAAUAUAGGUGAUCUACUGAUGAGAUGGACUAAUGAUGAUCUCAAAUCCUCACUCCAUCGCGUUCAACUCCCCCCUCAACAUCUCGCUACACAAUCACCGAGGAAGGAGUAA
Messenger RNA from Botrytis fragariae, 933 nucleotides. RefSeq names its product putative thymine dioxygenase protein. Gene Ontology annotation, molecular function: dioxygenase activity. The transcript has 3 exons. The record is from RefSeq and is a predicted model, not a curated record. Bases 1 to 933 code for a protein of 310 amino acids. Lineage: Eukaryota; Fungi; Ascomycota; Leotiomycetes; Helotiales; Sclerotiniaceae.